This is a messenger RNA of Centruroides sculpturatus (bark scorpion), 4191 nucleotides long. RefSeq names its product putative phospholipase B-like 2. The transcript has 15 exons. The record is from RefSeq and is a predicted model, not a curated record. Gene Ontology annotation, molecular function: glycerophospholipase activity. NCBI's taxonomy places the organism in Eukaryota, Metazoa, Arthropoda, Arachnida, Scorpiones, Buthidae. Bases 664 to 2289 code for a protein of 541 amino acids. Gene Ontology annotation, biological process: phospholipid catabolic process. Gene Ontology annotation, cellular component: extracellular region.
GUCCUCCAUAAAUACUAAGUUCUUAAAGAAAUAAGUUUCUCGUCAUAAUAGGCUUAAAUAGUAUUUGAAAAAGCUAUAUAUUUUUUAAACCAGAAGUUUUUAAUACCUGGAGAUAAAAACAUAUACAAUCUUUAUCAAUAAGGUAUAAUUAUAAAAUAUAACUGUUGGUUUCUUCUUCCUAGGUUUAGCAUAUAGUAAUCAAAUGUGUACAGAGAGUGCUUGCGUUAUAGCAGAAGGCUUUCAGUUUGAUGCUAGCUUAAUAUUAGCGCACGAAAUUGGACAUAGUUUAUCUAUGAAACAUGACGGCGUAGGAAACUCAUGCGAUCCAGAAAAGUAUAUUAUGUCACCAUCAAUUGGAGGCGGAAAAACGAAAUGGUCCAAGUGUAGUAAUAAAUAUUUAAGAGAUUUUCUGAGAACAAAAACUUCAAAAUGUUUACGGAAAACAUCCACUCGCCGAAAUUAUUUGAAAAAAGAAAAUCAAUUUCCUGGAGAAAAAUAUCCUCCUAAAGCUCAAUGCCAUUUGUCUACAGGAAAAGAUUCUUUUCCAUUUGUUGAGAAUUCGUCUGAUGAUAUUUGUAGUUUGUUAUGGUGUAUGAAUAAAAAAUGGAGGAUAUCAUCACAUCCUGCUUUAGACGGAAGCGAAUGCGGUUCCAAUAAGAUAAAAUGAAGGGGAUGAUAUUCGCUGCAUUGCUACCUGUAUUUGUGUCAUGUUUAAAUGAAAAAACUGCAUCAAUUAUUUGGGAUGAAGGAGCAAGAAAAUUUGUUAUUAAAGAUUUUAUCAUCAAUAAUUCAGUAGCUUGGGCUAGUUUUGAAGAUGGAAUAUUUACAACAGGAUGGUCGUAUUUGGAAGUUCACACCGAUCCAUCGUAUUCGGAUUCUUUCCAAGCUUAUGCUGCAGGUUUGGUCGAAGGAUAUUUAACAGCUGAUCUCAUCUCUAAACACUGGAACAAUUUGUAUCUAAACUAUUGUAAAAACGAAGAAUACUGCGAUAAACUUAAGACUUUCUUACAAAUAAACAUGGAUUUCAUGAAUAAAAAUAUUCAGGAAAACAAAACUUCCUACUGGAAUCACGUUGCAUUAAUAUUGAAGCAAGUGAAAGGCUUACAAGAUGGAUAUGAAGGAACUCCAUCUCUACCUGAUACUAGACCAGAUUUUAUGGGAGUUAUGUUGUUCAAUCUUUUCGGAGAUCUAAUAGAUUUGGAAGUUGUUUUUAAUAAAGGUUUUCAGAAUAUUUCCGAAAAUACCCAUUGUUCUGCUUUAAUUAAAUUCUUGCCUGGAUAUAAGGAUUUAUAUGUAGCUCAUGAUGCAUGGAAUGAUUAUUCGACAAUGUUGCGUAUUCUUAAGAAAUAUGUGAUGCAUCUUAAAGUUUUUGCCACUAAAGACAACAGAAUAAUACCUGGUUACAUAUCAAGUUUUUCCUCUUAUCCUGGAUGUAUUUUUUCUGGAGACGACUUUUAUAUCUUAUCUUCUGGAUUAGUAGCAUUGGAAACGUCAAUCGCAAAUACAAACACCAGUUCAUUUCAAUAUAUAAAACCAGAUCGUGUAGUGUUAGAAUGGAUUCGUAAUCUUGUGGCUAACAGAUUAGCUACUGGAGGAAGAAAUUGGGCUGACAUUUUCAGUUUAUUUAACAGUGGAACAUAUAAUAAUCAAUGGAUGAUUGUAGACUAUAAAAAAUUUGUUCCCAAUAACGAACCUCAAAAGGAAUUAUUAUGGAUUUUGGAGCAGUUACCAAAUUACAUUGAGAGCAAAGAUCAAACAAAUGUUCUUAUUCAACAAGGGUUUUGGUCAUCAUAUAAUAUUCCUUAUUAUUCAAAUAUUUUUAAUAUGAGCGGACACCUAGAAAAAGUAAAAAUGUAUGGUGAUUAUUUUACAUAUGACAAAGCUCCGAGGGCGUUAAUUUUCAAAAGAGAUCAAGGAAAAGUUACUGAUUUAAAUAGUAUGAUGAAAAUGAUGAGAUAUAAUGAUUUCAAAAAUGACCCGCUUUCUCGUUGCAAUUGUACUCCUCCAUACAGUGCAAACAAUGCGAUUGCUUCACGUAUGGAUUUGAACCCUGAAAAUGGCACAUAUCUUUGUCCUUUUUUACGCAACGCAGCUUUUGGAGCAAUAGAUAUGAAGUUGACGAACUAUUCGAUGCAAAAGAAUUAUCAGUUUAUCGCUUAUUCUGGGCCAACAUACGAUCAACAACCGGUUUUCAAAUGGAGCACCAGUAUAUAUUCAGACAUCCCUCAUUCUGGUCAUCCCGACGAAUGGAACUUUAAGCCUGUUCUUCAUCAUUGGUUAAAUGUGUAACGUUUACUUAAACAAGCAGUCUUUGACUUUCGGAUAUUCGUGUUUGGGAUAAUUCUCUCUUUCGCACAUAAUAAUUUAAUACCCUAAAGCAUGAGUCUCACGCGAUGCUAGACAUUGAUGUUUGAAGGUCGAGUUAGGUACAGUAUAUUCGCCAUCUUGUUCACGCAAAACUACAGGAAAGACGAACGUUAGCAUGAAAUCUAUCUCGUAAGCUUUUCCACUUCUGCUAUUCUUUCAUUUAUUAACAAACUAAGAAAAGUUUUAGUGUUUAAUUUUAUUGACAGUAGCCUCUACAAAUCUACUGACACUAGCUUUUACAUCAGGAACUAAUGUAUCUCGAUAAACAAUCUCUCUAAAGUUUGAUUUGUUCUAUUGAAGUUUGCUCUUUGGCAGCAUGUACGAAUAAGUUCGAUAUUUAUAUUUUACGUUAUGAAGUUCAGAGUGUUUAUUAUUUGUCUAAAUUAUCUUUUAUCAUUCCUUAACAAAUAUUAUUUAAAAUCAAAAAAUUCGCCCUUUUUAUUGCUUUUGGCCCAUAAAAUAUUAGCUUUGUUAUCAAUUAAAAUUACAAUUAAACUCAUAAUUACAAGCUUAAUAAUCUCAUAAUUUUUGGCCCUUUAAAUUACUAUUUUAUAUUAUAUUGGCCAAGAUGCUAGAUUUCUUUGAAGGUUUAAUAUCUUCAGAAAAUCUAGCAGUUUGUCUACAGAGAAAAUUAAUCUUAUUUCUGAUUUAGCCUAUCUUCAAAUAUAAGUCCCAGAUGUUUGUUAUUGUCUUUAAUUUUUAUUUUAUUAUUAUCGAUGUGAAUGUAGAUAACGACGCCUAAAUAAAUGAGAAAACUUUGACCAAUCAUUUUUUCACUCGAAGUAAAAAAGAUAAUAUAUAUUAAGAACCGGUUAAAGCAAAUGCAGUUCCAAUUGCGGAACCCACAUUAGUGGCCGCAUGGAUAAAACCACAGAACACUGUUGAUCGUGGUUAGAAUCUCGACAACUUCUGGCUACAUGGAGUUUUCCGGGUUUUCUUCACAUUAGUAACACUUAAAGGCCAGUUUGCCAUAAAAGACCUCCCGGGACACAUCCCCCUCGACAGAUCGUCUAUGAGUCGCGUUUCUGUAUACUAAUAAAACAAACCAAUUUAAUUGUUUCUGUUUUAAUAUUGUGUCCUGAUUUUCUAUGGAUCUUAGUGCCAACAGAGCGGAGAGUUAAAAAAAACGUUUCCCAGCUGUCGAAACAUUCUAUUGGGUUUUUUUUUUCCGGGGGAAUCUGACAUUUGUACAUAUUCCACUUACUAUAGCACAUUUGACUUCAAUUUUUCUAAUGCAAAACUACGAAUAAUUACAUGGUUUACAACAUUCUCAUAUACGCAAGUCGCUAAUUCUUCAUGGGCUUUAUUCACACCGAAAAACAGUCUUGUUUAAAAACUUUAAUUCUUUAUUUUGCUCUAAAUUUUGUUCGAUACAUCACUGCAAUUCGACCACAUAGACGCACAUAGAUGCUAUUCCGUCCGAGCAAAUAUGAACUUAUUUUUAAUAAUAGUAAGUAUGCUAAAUUCUCAAUUUUCUACACUUUUUCAAACGACAAACAAAAAUUUAGCUGAUAUUGUGCUGUGACCGCUUUCUGCCAGUUUUGGUAAGACAAAAAUCAUUCGUUAUCAUUCGUUUAAUCAUCGUUUCUGUUUAAGUUAAUAAUUUUAACGUUCUAUACGAUAUUUUUAUGAACUUUAAUAUAUUAAUUCUAAAACAAAUAAAGCCUUUCAAUUUUAAUAAGAGAUUUUAUAUUUUUCAUCUUCCUAGGAACAGAAUCCCCUUUAUACUAUGCAAUUGCAUUUUUCGGCCUUUGAGCAUCUGACUUUCAUUUACAUUUUUAGAAAUGAAUUACAUGUACAGUAUAUCCGAAAGUUGGGAACUGU